UCUGAUGUGUUGCACACACUGCUUGCAAUCGUAUUCGCCUACCUCAUCACCAAUUUCAUGAAAGACAGGGUUGAAAAAAUUGUUGCUGCUCAUACCGUGUUUCUGGGCUACCUCCUUGUGGCAUACUGGUUUGAAGAGUCAGAAAGUUACGACAUCAAUUGGACUACGCCUUUUUGUGUGCUUGUACUCCGAUUUAUAGGUCUAGUGAUGGAUGUCUACGAUGGAGAGCACAUGGCCACGCUAAAACCAGAUCAGAAGAAAACAGCUAUCCAAGAUGUCCCUGGAUUGCUUGAAAUUGCUGCCUUCGGUCUUUUCUACACCGGAACCUUUGCUGGACCUCAGUUCACCCUGAGCAGAUUCCGAUCGGUGGUCAGAGGCGAUUGGUUGGAUGAGAAACGGCAGCCUAGAGAAUCAGCGUAA
Molecule: messenger RNA, 420 nt
Organism: Cylicostephanus goldi
Lineage: Eukaryota; Metazoa; Nematoda; Chromadorea; Rhabditida; Strongylidae
Source: the annotation of a GenBank genome assembly